AUGCUCACCAUCGUCCCCGUCCCGGACCAGAUCCUCGAGUCUCCGCAGUUCUCGACGUGCACCGAGCUCCCGAUCCUGCACCAAAUGCAUGGCGGUCUACCCCUGCCGCUGUCGCACAGUGCGGUCGUGGAGGUGCUCAAGCUCUGCGCCAAUGCUGGGCCGCUGGGCCGCAGCGAGGUCGAGGAGUGGAAGAGUGCCGUGCUCGGCCUCAGCUCCGCGUCGUCGUCGCCCGAGACGCUCGCGCCGCUCAUCAAGCCCAUGGCCGCCUUCUCCCUCAACCCCGUCACGACCAUGCCGCCGCUCAGCGUCGCGCCCGUCACGACCAUGGCGCCCGUCACGUCCGCCCCCGAGCCCAUCACGCCGCCCGAAGUCGCGCCAGUUGCGACAGUGCCGUCAGCGGGCGUACCAAAGGGCGCCAUGUCGCCGCUCGUCAUGGGUGGUGUCGCUGGCUUCUCGCCCGUGCGCCCACCAGCGCCGAUCCUGAAGCCUACGAUGUUGCCUCCGCUUCCGUCGCCCACAGUCCAGUCGUCGCCAGUACGCAGCGUGCACUUUGACCUCGAGGACGACCUCGAGCUCGACGAGCACCACCACCCCCGCGUACCCGCACACCUCUCGCACACGCCGCCGCCCUCGGCACGCCAAAGCGAGUUUGACCACUCACACCUGACGGGCGACUACUUCUCCUCCCGCUUCGAGAUGAGCAUGGACGACUACGGCUCCGAGCCCGCGAGCCAGAGCAUGUCGCCCGCCAUCCCCGUGCUCGAACUCGGGCCGCGCGCGACGCAGUCGAGUCUGGGCGGAUUCAUCCCGCUCUCGUGUGCCCCCGAGGUGGACCCGGGCAUGGCGCGCAAGUUGGCGCAGAAGGCACGCGAUCGCGAGCUCCGCGAGCGCGAGGAGAAAGAGGAGAAGGAACGUAUCGCCAAACUCGAGGUCGAGAGCAAGAAUCCGCGCGACGUCAUGGUCGACGCGCUCAUGGCUGCACACAUGAACCGCGCCCGCCACGCCGCCGGCAUCCCCCUCCUGCCCGUGCUGCCGACGCUCCCAGCGCCGCCUCUAGUCGCCCUGACGUCGGCGUCGCAGAUCCGCACCCUCUCCCCCGCCGACGCGGACGCGUGGGCACACUACUACCUCGGCGCAGAGUGUGAUCCGGCGCGGGCGCCCGAUGCCAUUCUGGCUGCGGUGGGUGUGCUCUAG
Messenger RNA from Trichosporon asahii var. asahii CBS 2479, 1194 nucleotides. RefSeq lists its product as uncharacterized. Lineage: Eukaryota; Fungi; Basidiomycota; Tremellomycetes; Trichosporonales; Trichosporonaceae. The transcript has 3 exons. The record is from RefSeq and is a predicted model, not a curated record. The coding region runs from base 1 to 1194 and encodes 397 amino acids.